AGGUCGUGUCGGCCCGAGCGGUUCCGCCUUCGGCGAACGGGCGGAACGCGAACGCGGCGAAAGGCGAACGCGGCACGGGGAACGGGGCGCCAUGGGCGGAGCAAUCUCACCAUGCGUGGAGCUCGAGGAGGAACAGUACAACAUGAACCAUCGUAUGGAUUCCGUGGACGUGGUGAACGAGGUGACCACUGGCGAGUACAAAAACGUGGAGGCGAGCGAUCCCAUCUUUCAGCAGGGCCCACAAGCACCUCUCUGUGUGUUUGAGCACAUCACCAAGGAUUUGAGGAACAUUCCGGCCGCCUGUGUGCCCGAAAGGAUGUCAGGACUCACCGACCAGGAAGUAGCAGAUGUGCGGCUGGCUCAGGCUGCAACACGUGGAGAGCUGAAAGAUAUUGAGCAAGCGCUACGCGCGGGUGCUCGCGUGGACACGCGCGCCGAGCUGCACAUUGCCAUGGGCGAUGCCAGUGGAAGCAAGCCCGGCAAGCGGACUCCCUUGAUGCGUGCUGCCGCCAGUGGACAUCUGGAGGUGGUGAAGACCUUGAUCCGCGCGGGCGCCAGCAUUUGGCGCGUGGACAGCCGAGGCUGGACGCCUGUGUGCUAUGCUUUGGCCAACGGAGAGCUCGCGCUGGCGUAUUAUUUGCUGUCUGAAGCGGGGAAUCAUCGGGAGAGGCAGGUGAAGAUGGCGCGUGAGCACCGGCUGGAGGUCAUCGACUACUGCGAGGAGUUCACGGGCGCCAACGAGGCGGAUCAGCUCCGCGAGGCCUUCGCGUCCGGCCUCGCGGGCCCCGAGGACGCCGCGGCCCGGCCCGAGCGGCCGGAGAAGAGCGUAUGAACAGCUUCCUGCCGAGAGGCGCAUUAAAAAGAAACUGAGCUGCCGUGCAUGACUGCUGCGACUGUUCACGUGUUGUUUUAGGGUUCUGACGCUCCGCGAAGGGCCGCAG
Durusdinium trenchii is the source of this 941-nucleotide messenger RNA. The record is from the annotation of a GenBank genome assembly. Lineage: Eukaryota; Dinophyceae; Suessiales; Symbiodiniaceae.